This is a messenger RNA of Heterocephalus glaber (naked mole-rat), 2317 nucleotides long. It is a transcript of the gene Tc2n, whose product is annotated as tandem C2 domains, nuclear. The record is from RefSeq and is a predicted model, not a curated record. NCBI's taxonomy places the organism in Eukaryota, Metazoa, Chordata, Mammalia, Rodentia, Bathyergidae. Gene Ontology annotation, cellular component: nucleus.
GUACCUGAGGGGAGCCGGGUGUUCCUGAGGGGCGGGCCUCGGGGCGCGGCCGCGCUAGGUGCGGGCUGGGGCCUGGCGUCCCCUCCCGCGGAGAAGGCUGAGCGCCCGAUUCCAGGCCAGGUUAAUAAUAAAAAUUGGAAGUUUGUGUCUUUUGUUGAAUAUUGGAAAUUGAAUGUAAUGGCAGCAGAAUUUAUAAAGAGUUGCUGUAGGGGAUGUUUCUAUGGUGAAAAAGAAAAGCGCAAGCUAUCUAUGGAAAAAGACCUUAAAGCCUCAGUAUCAGAUACACAAAAUACUACUGUCUUUAUACCUCCACUGACUUCUGUUUCUGUAAAGUCUCAAGUUGGCUGCAGUGAGGAUUAUCUGCUUUCUAAAUUACCAUCUGAUGGGAAAGAAGUACCAUUUAUGGUGCCCAAGUUUAGGUUAUCUUAUAUUCAGCCCAGGACACAAGGAACUCCUUCACAUCUGGAAGAACUUGAAGGAUCUGCCCGGGCAUCUUUUGGAGAUAGAAAAGCAGAACUUUCCAGUCUAUCCCAUCAUGGACCCAGCUAUGAUGUAUAUAACCCAUUCUACAUGUAUCAACACUUUUCACCUGAUUUGAGUCGGAAACGUUUUCCUCCUCAUUCAGAAGCAACAAGACUAUAUGGAUCAGUUUGUGAUUUAAGAACCAGCAAACUACCUGGUUCCCCUGGGCUGAGCAAGUCUAUGUUUGAUCUUACAAGUUCAUCUCAGCGAUUCAUCCAGAGACAUGAUUCAUGGUCCAGUGUACCCAGUAGUUCUUCUUCAAGAAAAAAUUCUCAAGGGAGUAACAGAAGCCUAGAUACAAUUACUCUAUCAGGAGAUGAAAGAGAUUUUGGGAGAUUGAAUGUGAAAUUGUUUUAUAAUUCUUCAGUAGACCAGAUCUGGAUCACAGUUUUACAGUGCAGAGAUUUAAAUUGGCCCUCUAGUUAUGGAGACACUCCAACUAUUUCUGUAAAAGGAAUACUAACAUUACCCAAACCAGUGCAUUUCAAAUCUUCACCCAAGGAAGGUUCCAGUGCUAUUGAAUUUAUGGAAACUUUUGUAUUUGCUAUUAAACUGCAACAUCUACAAACUGUGAGGCUUGUAUUUAAGAUUCAAACCCAGACUCCCAAGAAGAAAACCAUUGGAGAAUGUUCUCUAUCACUCAGAACUCUUAGCACACAGGAAAUGGAUUACUCUUUGGAUAUAAUACCACCUUCAAAAAUAUCUGUUUGCCAUGCAGAACUUGAACUGGGGACUUGUUUUCAAGCAGUAAAUAGCAGGAUUCAGCUGCAAAUUCUUGAGGCACAGUAUCUUCCAAGCUCAACACCUCUGACUUUGAGUUUUUUUGUGAAAGUGGGAAUGUUUAGCUCAGGAGAAUUGAUUUAUAAGAAGAAGACACGUUUACUGAAGGCCACCAAUGGAAGAGUAAAAUGGGGCGAGACUAUGAUUUUUCCACUUAUACAGAGUGAAAAAGACAUUGUUUUUCUCUUUAAGCUUUAUAGUCGAAGCUCUGUCAGAAGAAAACACUUUGUGGGCCAGGUUUGGAUAAGUGAAGACAGUAACAGCAUUGAAGCAGUGAACCAAUGGAAAGAGACAAUUGCAAAUCCAGAAAAGGUUGUUACCAAGUGGCACAAAUUAAAUCCAUCUUGACUUUACACAUCAGUUUGGUGAAGAAACAACUUGAUAGUCUAUUAGAAGACAUACAAUUUCAAUUUGCUAAAAAGUGUAAUGAAUUUUCAGAUAUCCAAAGUGAAGGGAAUCCUUUAAAAUAGUGUCCAAAUAUAAUAAAAUAAAAGCAUAGUACUAAAAAGUCUAUGAGAAUAUUAACUGUAGAUAGGUAUUUCUAAGCAAUGUUUUUGGGUUUUUUUAAAGCUUUAUCUGGAUAUCCAAAACCUAGUAUAUCAAGUUCCUGUUAGCACUUUUAGACAUUUAGAAGACUUUCCCACUAUUCUAGUACUAGAAAUUAUAGAUUAGAUCUUGUUUCCAAUGUUCAUCUCUUCCUAUAUAUUUUGUCUUGGCAAAAAUGAAUUGAACCAUUUCAACUACAGUAUUUUCUGUAUUUAGGAAAUGUUUUUGCUCUGUGUUUAUAAUUUCUUACCUAUAUGGCAUUAUAUUACCACUUUGUAAAUGACUUAUCACCAAGAAACUUCAGAAAUAGAAAACUACACUUAGGAAAGAAUAAAUGAAAACACCAGAAGGCUAAGGUUUAAUUGGAGACCCAGAAUGUAUGUAUUUUACUAUUUUCCUCCUUCAGAUAUUUUACUCUUUGUUUCAUUUGGAGCUGAAAUAAAAAGAUCAUCCAUAUGCUUCAUCCUAA